GCGGGGGGAAGGAAAGAGAAAGGGCUGCCCAGGACUCCCACUGAUUUCGUUUUCCUUAACCCGGAAAUGGUUCUCCUCUGUCUCCCCCUCUGCUGUUGAAAAGGGAAGAGAAUGACGGCCAGGUCUGGCCCGUCAUGCCCUGGGCUUCCGGUGACCUCUGGCCCUUUUCUGUCGUCCGCUCUCGCUUCCUAGUGUGCUCGCUAGCUCACUGUCUUCCUGCUCUCCCUCCGUUUUCUUUCGCACGCCGCCUGGUGACUGUGGCGCCCGCGACCAGGAGAGAGACGGUGGCGUAGGACACUCGUGAUGGCCGCCUCUAAGCCUGUGGAGGCGGCGGUGGUCGCAGCGGCUGUGCCCGGCUCCGGGAGUGGGGUGGGCGGUGGCGGCGGCGCGACUGUGGGCCCGGGCACCGGGGGCCUGCCGCGGUGGCAGCUAGCGCUGGCUGUCGGGGCGCCCCUUCUGCUGGGCGCGGGUGCCAUGUAUCUAUGGAGUCGGCAGCGGCGGCGCCGGGAAGCCGGGGGCCGAGGCGACGUCGGCGGCCGGAAGCGCAACAGUGAACGAAAGACCCCCGAGGGCAGGGCCAGUCCCGCCCCGGGCACCGGACACCCCGAAGGCCCCGGUACUCACUUGGAAAUGAACUCCCUUGAUAGAGCCCAAGCAGCCAAGAACAAAGGCAACAAAUAUUUUAAAGCGGGAAAAUAUGAACAAGCUAUUCAGUGCUAUACUGAGGCUAUCAGUUUGUGCCCCAUAGAGAAGAAUGCUGACCUUUCUACAUUUUAUCAAAACAGAGCUGCAGCCUUUGAACAGUUGCAAAAAUGGAAAGAGGUGGCACAAGAUUGUACAAAGGCUGUUGAACUUAAUCCCAAAUAUGUGAAAGCUCUGUUUAGACGUGCAAAAGCCCACGAGAAACUAGACAAUAAGAAGGAAUGUUUAGAAGAUGUCACUGCUGUGUGUAUAUUAGAAGGGUUCCAAAAUCAACAAAGCAUGCUGUUAGCUGAUAAAGUUCUUAAACUUCUUGGAAAAGAGAAAGCCAAAGAAAAAUACAAGAAUCGUGAGCCUCUGAUGCCAUCUCCACAGUUCAUCAAAUCUUAUUUCAGUUCUUUCACGGAUGAUAUAAUUUCACAGCCCAUGCUUAAAGGAGAGAAGUCUGAUGAAGACAAAGACAAGGAAGGGGAAGCCUCAGAAGUGAAAGAAAAUUCUGGGUAUUUAAAGGCCAAACAGUAUAUGGAAGAAGAAAACUAUGAUAAAAUCAUAAGUGAAUGUUCAAAAGAAAUAGAUGCUCAAGGCAAAUACAUGGCAGAAGCAUUGUUACUACGAGCCACCUUCUACUUGCUUAUUGGCAACGCCAAUGCAGCCAAACCAGAUUUAGAUAAGGUGAUCAGUUUGAAAGAAGCUAACGUGAAGCUUCAAGCAAAUGCUCUCAUCAAAAGGGGUAGCAUGUACAUGCAACAGCAGCAGCCUUUGCUGUCGACGCAGGAUUUUAACAUGGCUGCUGACAUCGAUCCUCAGAAUGCAGAUGUUUACCAUCACCGGGGACAGCUGAAAAUACUGCUUGAUCAAGUUGAAGAAGCAGUGGCAGAUUUUGAUGAAUGUAUUAGGUUAAGACCUGAGUCUGCUUUGGCACAAGCCCAGAAAUGUUUUGCAUUGUAUCGCCAAGCAUAUACGGGAAAUAAUUCUUCACAAAUCCAAGCAGCUAUGAAAGGUUUUGAAGAAGUCAUAAAGAAAUUUCCAAAGUGUGCUGAAGGCUUUGCACUAUAUGCCCAGGCAUUAACAGAUCAACAGCAGUUUGGUAAAGCUGAUGAAAUGUAUGAUAAAUGUAUUGAUUUGGAACCAGAUAAUGCCACAACAUAUGUUCAUAAAGGUUUACUUCAACUUCAGUGGAAGCAAGAUCUCGAUAGAGGUUUGGAGCUUAUCAGCAAGGCUAUUGAAAUUGACAAUAAAUGUGAUUUUGCAUAUGAAACCAUGGGAACUAUUGAAGUACAAAGAGGAAACAUGGAAAAAGCCAUUGACAUGUUCAACAAAGCUAUUAACCUGGCCAAAUCAGAAACGGAGAUGGCUCAUCUGUAUUCACUCUGUGAUGCUGCCCAUGCCCAGACAGAAGUUGCAAAGAAGUACGGAUUAAAACCACCAACAUUAUAAAAUGGGGGGGUAGGUUUACCCCCUCUUCAACUGAACCCUAAGGACAUUGUCAUGAACUGUGUUGAAUGGUGGAACUUAGUAUUUCUGUUUGUGCUGUUGUCAUUCGUUACAUCUGUUGAAGUAUUUAGGUGUUGUAGGAGUGGCUGUUGAAGGAAGUACACAGUGUUGCAGCUUUUAUUCCUGUGCAACAAAAGCUUAGAACUUAUUAAAGGGACAUUAAAAUUAAGUUGCAAAGAGUACAAAUGAUAAUUGGCCAUGCAAAUAAAAACUGGUUAGUUGACUUGGCUUUUUUUUUUUUGGUGAUGGGGAGAUAAUUUUGGCUGUGUGUGUGUGUGUGUGUGUAAUAUCUAAGUAUUUUACAGCAUGUUGGUUUUUAAAUUAACAUAGUAAGUGCUGUAACAUAGGUUUCUUUUAGAUUCAGUUUAAUCCCUUUCAGCUGAUUUUUUUUUAAGUGAAUUGCUUAAAUGGGGAUUUUAUUUUUAAGGCAUCAAAAUUAGACCCAUUAAACCAGGACAUGUACAAUGCCUCUGACUAUGCAGAAUGUUAGAAAGACUCAGUGGUAACUCUUAAGCCUUUUGACACCUUUCAACUCUAAUGGAUAAUGUACAUUGUUCUUAAAGUCCACAACAGCUGAUUAUGCAGAAGCACAAUAUUUUGAUACAUGUGCUGGAAGGUUUGAGUAUUAAUGGGAGUGGACCAGUCAAGAGGUAAGAUGAAAUGGAAGUAUGUUUAUGAUUGUUUGUGGCUAGUUUCUGUAAUAGGUACUGUUUAAUAGUAUAUGUUUUCAAAAAAGUAUAGGUUGGUCCUGUGUAAAAAGAUGAAAUGUGGUAAGUGGAAAUAUUUGUUUCAAAUUUCUAGUGAAGAAAAUGUGGCUGAAGGUUCCAAAAGCAAGAUAGUCUUGGAUCUAGAAAUAACAUUUCCUGAAGUGACAAGUUUAGUGCCUCAACCAUGCUUAAACUUUUUUGGGUAGUCUCAAAGAUGCUGAGGACACAUGGAGUGCUUUUUAGUGUUGAAGUAACCUUGGUUUCUAAGGCCUGACUGACUGCCCAUUUCUUAGUCUUCACUAGGGAUACUGAAAGCAGAUUUGUUGUUUUGUCCAUUUUAUCUUUACCUCACUCUUUUACUUAGAAAUCACUUUUUAUGGUUUUCUUCCAACUGUCAUUUUAUAGACCAUCCUUUUGCUUAUAUGAUGUAUUUUUCUGGUUGGGGGACAGGUUGUGUUCUCAAGCAGUCUUUUGAGAUAUAUGGGGUUGGUAAAGGUUUAUUUAAAUCUGAGGUAUAAUAAAAGUACAAGUUUUCAGUUAUACUUUUAAAUUAAAUCUAAUUAAAGGAGCAUUUUACCCCUCUUUAAAAGGGUGCUUUAUCCUACUGAAACCAAAAAUAUUGUCUACAAAUAUUAUUUUUUAGAAACUCUUAGAAGAUUCCCUUCCAAAGUCAGAGACUGGAAGAUAUGAAGGGGCAGUUGAUAUAAUUUAAGAUGACUUGGAUAAUGGUAAUUUUGAGAGCUCUGCAUUUCAGUUUUUAAAUUAUAUACCUACUAUCAUGGUCCCUGAAUACAGAAAUGUUCUACAUCUCUGAAUAACCUCUGAUGUAAAGUUUUUAUUUGCAUGGCUGUAUUUACAUUAACACUGAUAUUUCCUUCUACUCCUCUUCCUUCCUACCCUUUAAGGUUGGGUAGAAAAACACACAAAGGAAACUGAAGCAUGCGCCAUUCAAUACUGUCAUUCCAAAUCCUCAUGGACUAUUGCCUGUUCAAAACAUAUUUGAAACUGCACUGAAAGCUGCAUUUGUCUGUAUCGUUUCUUUUGUAAAUGACCUCAUGUAAAUUCAUCAAAUAAAUACUACAUUCAGGC
This is a messenger RNA of Manis javanica (Malayan pangolin), 3989 nucleotides long. It is a transcript of the gene TOMM70, whose product is annotated as translocase of outer mitochondrial membrane 70. NCBI's taxonomy places the organism in Eukaryota, Metazoa, Chordata, Mammalia, Pholidota, Manidae. Gene Ontology annotation, molecular function: protein binding; transmembrane protein transporter activity. Gene Ontology annotation, biological process: protein insertion into mitochondrial inner membrane; protein import into mitochondrial matrix. The record is from RefSeq and is a predicted model, not a curated record. Gene Ontology annotation, cellular component: mitochondrial outer membrane.